This is a messenger RNA of Amaranthus tricolor (Joseph's coat), 2720 nucleotides long. RefSeq names its product O-fucosyltransferase 10-like. The coding region runs from base 518 to 2158 and encodes 546 amino acids. The transcript is spliced from 10 exons. NCBI's taxonomy places the organism in Eukaryota, Viridiplantae, Streptophyta, Magnoliopsida, Caryophyllales, Amaranthaceae. The record is from RefSeq and is a predicted model, not a curated record.
GUCAGAAGAUACAACAAUGAGACAAUGAGUACAUGGCAAUAAUUAAUGCUGCAAAGGGAGUUCAUUGGAUUAAAAAGUUAAUUAGUGAGCUUAGUGUAAUGUCUAGUAUUGCGAAUACCAUUAGGUAACAAAUUUCGCUUAUCAUUACCGAUAAAAUCCUACAUUUCCAACCAUAAAAGAAGGAUUGAGCAGUACUCGAUUAGGUAACAAAUUAGCCGAAGUUGUUGGAGAGCAAUCCAACCGUAUUGUUAGACUCUGUACAAAUAAUUACCCAAGCCAGCAAAACUCUGUACAAUAAUUACCCAAGCCAAAAAGCUGGCCCCCUGCCCAACUACAGUCUGUACUCAGUUCUCAGUUACUACUCACCACUUACGCACCCUUUAACCCUUGAUUUAUUGUCGUUUCUGAUUGUGAGGAAAAGCGCCAUAAACACAGAUCAAAUAUUUGACAGCUUUCAAUACUUUAUGGUCCAUGCAAUUCCAUUAAUACUCAUCUACUUUCAUCUUCAAAAUCUGCCAUGGAAAUACCUUCAACUGUUAACUCUUCUACCCGCUAUCGACCUCGCCGGAAAAUCAUUUACGCCGGCAUUGUUCUCCGUCGCCGUCGUUGUCUCCGUUACUGGUUGAUCUUACCUUUGCUUUACAUUUUAGGUUUACUUAUCUGUGCUCGUCCUCUGUCUCUCUUCUUCUUUCCUGUUCUUCCUGGUUCUCUCUAUCGCAGCCAUGAGAUCUUCCAGAAACUUCGCCAUCGUAUUCUCGCUGACGAUUCCCCUGCCCUUCAGUUGUCUAGUCUUUGGGUGUAUAAAAAAUUGAAAAUCGAAAAACCUUGCAAAAUUGCUAAUCCAGCAACAAGAAUGGAAACAUCAGAUAACAAUGGAUAUUUGAUUGUUGAUGCGAAUGGAGGCCUUAAUCAACAAAGAUCGUCAAUAUGCAAUGCCGUGGCUGUUGCAGGGUUUUUGAAUGCUACAUUAGUAAUUCCACGUCUGGAAUAUCACAAUGUCUGGCAGGACUCCAGUCAUUUUGAUGAUAUCUAUGACGAGCAACAUUUUAUAGACACCCUUAGUAGUGUCGUGAGGGUCACACGGGAGAUACCAUCAAAUAUAAUGGAACGAUUUCAUUACAAUAUCAGCGAUGUACCAAUUAUUCAAGUCCCUGCUUGGUCUCCGAUCAAUUACUACCUUGAAGAAGUUUAUCCCAUCCUACGGAAUCAAGGGGUUGUUCGCAUAGCUCCUUUCGCCAACAGACUGUCAAUGUACGUUCCUCCAGACAUUCAGUAUUUAAGAUGUCUUGCAAAUUACAAAUCCUUAAAAUUUGCAUCUCCUGUAUCAACACUUGCCAAGAAGCUAAUCAAGAGAAUGAUGGAGAAGAGUCCAAGAACAGAUGGUAAAUAUGUCUCAGUCCACCUGCGUUUUGAGGAGGAUAUGGUUGCAUUCUCAUGCUGCAUAUAUGAUGGAGGAAAGAAAGAACGAUUUGAGAUGGACUAUGUCCGUGAGAAAGGAUGGAAGGGAAAAUUUAGACGCAGGGGCACAACAAUCAAUCCUGGCCUCAAUCGAGUCAGUGGAAAAUGUCCUAUGACCCCUGUGGAGGUUGGAAUGAUGCUAAGGGGAAUGGGAUUUGCCAAUGAUACAAUAAUCUAUUUGGCAUCAGGGAAGCUAUAUAAGGAAAAGAGAUAUUUAGCUCCCCUGUUAGAGAUGUUUCCACUUCUAUAUACCAAGGAGUCACUUGCAACCCCGGAAGAGCUUGCUUAUUUUAAGGGUUAUUCGUCCAGAUUGGCUGCUUUGGACUAUGUAGUAUGCUUGUUUAGCGACGUUUUCUUGACAACUCAAGGUGGAAACUUUCCGCAUUUUCUCAUGGGUCAUCGCAGAUACCUUUAUGGUGGACAUGCAAAAACUAUCAAACCCAAUAAACAAAAACUUGCUCUUCUUUUCCACAACACGAGCAUCAGUUGGGAAGAGAUAAAGGAUCAGGUGAAAGUGAUGCUUGUGGAAAGCAAUCGUGAAGGGCUAAUGAUGCCACGAAUUAAAAAAUCUAGUAGGCACAACUCUAUUUACAAAUACCCAUUUCCACAGUGUAGAUGUCUCCAAGAGGCUCAAAAUCUUACUGUAAAUCUAGCCAAUGUGGGUGAUCUGUUGGAUGAUAAGCUUAAGCUCAUCAUUUGAUGUGAGUAUUCUUGCUUUACACAAGCGUGCAAUGCAUUGCUGCAUUCAACUAGAACAUGCCUUCUUGAUUUAAACAUUAAUCCGUGAUUAAAUGUGAACUAGACCAGGCAAUCUCCAUAAAAUGGGGUCAUGCAUAGGUAGGUUAUAGGUGUUAGUGAUUAUCCUGUCGUCAUGGUGCACUACAAAGCGUUUGUGUACCCGAACAAACUUGUACAAACUGAAUAGUUUGCUGAAAAGCUGUGUUGCAGAUGCGUGAACUGAAUGUUCAUUUUAUACUGAUGGAUUAGUUGUCGAUUAACAUUAGAUGUUGCUGAAUAAAGCUAUUCCAAGAGAAAAGGAGCGCUUGAGGCUUUAUUAUUCAUUUUUUCAUGGUAGAUGAUUCGCAGGAUCGCAAUGGGCAAACACCUAAUGCUAACGCUACUUGUCCAUUAUGCAGUAAUAGCUGGGAUACAUGUGUUUUGUGCCAAUUUUGCGGUGGCCUAUUGUCUUGAGCACCUUGUAUUUCAAAUUGUUAAUGAAUCCUUCUCUUUAUUUAUUAAUUAAUAUAUAUUCUUUUUGUUCU